AUGGCACCUCGAAGUGACGCCUCUGUUUUGACAACCUUCUCAUCGAACGGCUGGUCCAGCGCUGGCGUCGCAUGCCUGGUCGGAAUCAGUGCUCCGAUCGGCGACCUCAUUGGUGCUGAUUCGAGCGUACAUCUCUCAGAGGAGUUGAAGAAUGCUGCAUGGAUCUUGCCGCGCUCCAUGAUCGCCACUGCACUGGCAAAUUAUGUCCUUGGCUUCGUCACCAUCAUCACGCUUGUUUUCUGUCUUGGCGAUCUCGACACAGCUACGACCUCUUCUAUAGGGCAGCCGUAUGUCGAAGUAAUACUCAAUGCCACUGGAUCGACAGCAGCAACAAUCACCCUGACGAUAGUGAUGUUCAUACUCCUGGUCUCUUGUGCGGUCAACACAGUAACAACGAGCUCCAGACAGCUGUGGUCGUUUGCGCGAGAUGGUGGACCUCCUUUCAGUAAUUGGCUCAGCAAAGUACGGCCAGGAUGGGAUGUCCCGAUGAAUGCGAUGACAGUAUCCUUCGGCUUCACCGCCAUCUUGGCUUGUAUUGUGAUUGGCAGCGCCACAGCAUACGGCGUCUUCGUCACAUUGGUCAACUCCGGUCUCUUGAGCAGCUACGCCAUCUGCAUUGGCUGCAUAUUGCAGAAACGCCUUCGAGGCGAAACCUUUCCGCCCUCUCGCUUCAGCCUUGGCCAAGCAGGGAAUGUGAUCAACAUUGCAGCCCUGUGCUUCCUGGUGGUAGCAUGGGUGUUUCAAUUCUUUCCGAGCGCACCAGAUCCCACGGCGACUUCCAUGAAUUGGUCCGUCAUGAUCUUUGGGGCGGUCAUUGUUUUCUUCACGAUAUAUUACAUCACGAAUGCUCGGCACAGAUAUACUGGGCCGGUGGUCCAUGUCAGGAAGGAUCUGUAA
This is a messenger RNA of Recurvomyces mirabilis, 897 nucleotides long. RefSeq lists its product as uncharacterized. NCBI's taxonomy places the organism in Eukaryota, Fungi, Ascomycota, Dothideomycetes, Mycosphaerellales, Teratosphaeriaceae. Bases 1 to 897 code for a protein of 298 amino acids. Gene Ontology annotation, biological process: transmembrane transport. The record is from RefSeq and is a predicted model, not a curated record. Gene Ontology annotation, cellular component: membrane. Gene Ontology annotation, molecular function: transmembrane transporter activity. The transcript has 5 exons.